AUGAAGACACCAACAAGAGUUUCGUUUGAAAAAAAAAUACACACUCCACCAAGUGGAGAUCGUGACGCUGAAAGAUCACCACCGAAGAAAUUUCUAAGAGGUUUAUCGGGUAAAGUUUUUAGAAAGACACCAGAAUUUAAGAAGCAACAGAUGCCCACAUUUGGGUAUAUUGAAGAGAGUCAAUUUACUCCAAAUCUUGGCCUAAUGAUGUCCAAAAGAGGCAAUAUUCCUAAACCACUGAAUCUUUCCAAGCCUAUAUCUCCCCCACCAAGUUUGAAGAAAACAGCGGGAUCAGUAGCAUCUGGUUUUUCGAAAACAGGACAACUUAGCGCUUUACAAUCGCCAGUAAAUAUCACAAGUAGCAACAAAUACAACAUCAAAGCUACAAAUUUAACUACUAGUUUACUCCGAGAGUCGAUUUCUGAUUCUACAACUAUGUGUGAUACUUUGUCAGACAUCAAUUUAACGGUUAUGGAUGAAGAUUAUCGCAUUGACGGCGAUUCAUAUUACGAAGAAGAUUCACCAACUUUCAUGAUCAGCCUGGAAAGAAACAUAAAAAAAUGCAAUUCACAAUUCAGUCCAAAAAGGUACAUAGGUGAGAAAUGUUUAAUCUGUGAGGAAAGUAUUAGUUCCACAUUUACCGGUGAAAAGGUUGUGGAGUCUACGUGUUCACACACUAGCCACUAUAACUGUUAUUUGAUGCUAUUUGAAACUCUUUAUUUCCAAGGCAAGUUUCCUGAGUGUAAGAUAUGUGGCGAAGUGAGCAAGCCAAAGGAUAAAGACAUUGUUCCUGAAAUGGUAUCCAAACUUCUAACGGGCGCAGGCGCUCAUGAUGAUGGUCCGUCAUCCAAUAUGCAACAGCAAUGGAUUGAUUUGAAAACGGCGAGAAGCUUCACAGGUGAAUUUCCUCAGUUUACACCACAGGAGCAGCUCAUUCGUACUGCUGAUAUUUCAUGUGAUGGGUUCAGGACACCACGCUUAUCGAAUAGCAAUCAAUUUGAGGCCGUUAGCUAUCUUGAUAGCCCAUUUUUAAAUUCACCAUUCGUUAAUAAAAUGGCAACUACAGACCCUUUUGAUUUAAGUGAUGAUGAAAAACUGGACUGUGAUGAUGAAAUAGACGAAAGUGCUGCUGAAGUGUGGUUUAGUAAAACGGGUGGUGAACAUGUUAUGGUCAGUGUGAAGUUUCAAGAAAUGCGGACCAGUGAUGAUUUAGGGGUCUUGCAAGAUGUGAAUCAUGUGGACCACGAAGAACUAGAGGAAAGGGAAAAGGAAUGGAAAAAGAAAAUUGAUCAAUAUAUCGAAACAAAUGUGGAUAAGGAUAGCGAAUUUGGCAGUUUGAUCUUGUUUGACAAACUAAUGUAUUCUGAUGAUGGCGAACAAUGGGUAGACAAUAACCUUGUAAUAUUAUUCUCCAAAUUUCUAGUUUUGUUUGAUUUUGAAGAAAUGAAGAUCCUGGGUAAGAUUCCUAGAGACCAGUUUUACCAGGUAAUCAAGUUCAAUGAGGACGUACUACUUUGUAGUUUGAAGAGCACUAAUAUACCUGAAAUAUACUUGAGGUUCAACGAAAACUGCGAAAAGUGGUUGCUUCCCAAAUGGAAGUAUUGUCUAGAAAAUUCUUCACUGGAGACACUACCAUUAAGUGAGAUUGUUUCUACAGUGAAGGAACUCUCUCAUGUGAAUAUAAUAGGCGCUUUAGGAGCGCCGCCUGAUGUUAUAUCAGCACAAUCCCAUGAUUCUCGUCUACCGUGGAAAAGAUUGCACAGUGAUACGCCGCUAAAACUUAUUGUAUGUUUGAAUUUGUCGCAUGCUGAUGGGGAACUGUAUCGCAAGAGAGUUCUAAAGAGUGUUCAUCAAAUAUUGGAUGGAUUAAACACAGACGAUUUACUGGGAAUAGUUGUUGUUGGAAGAGAUGGAUCCGGUGUAGUAGGCCCAUUUGGCACCUUCAUCGGAAUGAUAAAUAAAAAUUGGGACGGAUGGACAACUUUCUUGGAUAAUUUAGAAGUGGUUAAUCCAAACGUCUUCCGCGAUGAAAAGCAACAGUAUAAGGUAACAUUACAAACUUGUGAAAGAUUAGCGUCAACAAGUGCAUACGUGGAUACAGAUGACCAUAUUGCAACUGGAUACGCCAAGCAAAUCUUGGUCCUCAACGGGAGUGACGUUGUUGACAUUGAGCAUGAUCAGAAAUUAAAAAAGGCCUUUGACCAGUUAUCUUACCAUUGGAGAUACGAAAUUUCGCAACGCCGCAUGACUCCAUUGAACGCUAGCAUUAAGCAGUUUUUAGAGGAGCUGCACACUAAGCGUUAUCUAGAUGUAACUCUUCGUCUACCACAAGCUACAUUCGAGCAAGUAUAUUUGGGGGAUAUGGCUGCGGGUGAACAAAAAACGCGUCUAAUUAUGGAUGAACACCCGCAUUCUAGUUUGAUAGAAAUAGAAUAUUUUGACCUGGUAAAGCAGCAAAGAAUUCAUCAGACCCUGGAAGUUCCCAACCUCUAG
Messenger RNA from Saccharomyces cerevisiae S288C, 2493 nucleotides. RefSeq names its product cyclin-dependent protein serine/threonine kinase inhibiting protein FAR1 (gene FAR1). The transcript has a single exon. Lineage: Eukaryota; Fungi; Ascomycota; Saccharomycetes; Saccharomycetales; Saccharomycetaceae. The record is from RefSeq and is marked reviewed. The coding region runs from base 1 to 2493 and encodes 830 amino acids.